CAUUCCUUCAGCGGCUCCUUCGCGGUCCUGCGGUCCCUCCUGGGAAACCAUCCUUGGCCUCGGGGGUCCGCGCGGUGAGGCAGCGUCCGGUUUCUUGAAUCUUCUGACUUCAAGCUAUCAGUGGUGUUAGUUGAACCUAAAUUGGUAAUAAAUCAAUAAGGGACAAAUGUUUGCAUUCACUCAGUGAACAGUACCAUGUCUAAACUCAGCAUAUAUUGGAGCCACACGGGACCUCUCUCCCUCCUCCGCUAAGAGCAGAAGAUGAAGAGAUACCAGGAUCAAGUGUCAUUCAAGGAUGUGUGUGUGGAUUUCACCAAGGAAGAAUGGUGUCUGCUGGACCCUGCUCAGAAGGUGCUGUACAGAGAUGUGAUCCUGGAGAACUACAGCCACUUUGUCUCAGUAGGGUACUGUGUUGCUAAACCAGAUGUAAUCUUCAAGAUAGAACAAGGAGAAGAUCCCUGGAUACCAGACAAGGGAUUCCCAAGCCAGUACCAUCCAGAAAGGAAAUGGAAAGGUGGUGGCCUGUUAGAGAGCAGCCAGGAAAGUCAAGAUGAACGCUUUUGGCAGCUCGUUUUCACCAACAACAAGAGAGUUUGUACAGAAAGUAGUGAUAGCGUUAGAAAAACUCUAGGUCUGGACUUAGACCACAUCUCUUCAAGAAAUUUUCCCUUCAAAAUAUGUGACUCUUGUGAAAUGAAUGUGAAAAAUAUUUCAGGCUUUCUCAUUAGUAAAAAGAACUAUUGCAGAAAGAAGUCUGAUAAGUUUAGCAAUGUAUGUGAGAAAUCACUCCUUGAUAUUAGGCAUGAGAAAAUUCCUACAGGAGAAAAACCAAGUGAAUACAAUCAAAAAAGGAAUGUUGUCAGUAAUUGCCAGGAUCUCACUCAGUCAAUUCUUGACCAACCUUUUGAAUAUAGUGAAAAUGGACAAGAGGAAGCCGCUCUCUUUACAAAUCAGAGGCCUGAGAUGGAGGAGACACUCUGCAAAUUCACUGACUAUGGAAGAAUGUUCAUUGACAAUUUAAAGCUCAGUGUCUCUCAGAGAGCUUAUUUGGAGAUGGAGCCACAUGAAUGCAGUAUUUGUAGGAAAUCAUUUUAUAUGGAUUCACAAUUUGAACAUCGGAAAAGUCUUACAGAGGACGGUCCUUAUGAAUAUAAUGACUAUGGGGAAAUCUUCUGUGGCAAUUCAACUUUUGUUAUCCAUCAGGAAGCUUACCAAAAAAAGGCUGAACAAGAGCAUAAAGUGUGUGAGAAAGCUUUGGAAAAGUCAGCCCUCUUUAAGCACCAGAUUGUGCAUACGGGGGGCAAGCCCUCCCAGUACCACGAAAGUAGGAGUUGUUUCAGCAAGAAGUCCCACCUCCCCCAGUCUCGGAGAGCUCACUCAGGAGAAAAAACCUUUGAAUGCGGUGAGUGCGGUAAGACUUUCUGGGAGAAAUCAAACCUCACCCAACAUCAGAGAACACACACAGGGGAGAAGCCCUAUGAAUGUUCUGAAUGUGGGAAAGCCUUUUGCCAGAAACCACACCUUACCAACCACCAGCGAACACAUACGGGAGAAAAGCCCUAUGAAUGUAAGCAGUGUGGGAAAACCUUCUGUGUGAAGUCCAACCUCACUGAACAUCAGAGAACUCAUACUGGGGAGAAACCCUAUGAGUGUAAUGCUUGUGGAAAAUCCUUCUGCCACAGGUCAGCCCUAACUGUCCAUCAGAGAACGCACACGGGUGAGAAACCAUUUAUAUGCAGUGAGUGUGGAAAGUCCUUUUGUGUGAAGUCAAACCUCAUUGUACAUCAAAGAACUCACACAGGAGAGAAACCCUACAAAUGUAACGAAUGUGGGAAAACCUUCUGUGAAAAGUCGGCUCUCACCAAACACCAGAGAACUCACACAGGGGAGAAACCCUAUGAGUGUAGUGUGUGCGGGAAGACCUUUAGUCAGAGGUCAGUACUCACUAAGCACCAGAGAAUCCACAUGAGGGUGAAAGCUCUUUCAACAGCCUGAAUGUCCAGAAGACUUCAUAUACCUGUCCAAUAUGUACAUUAAAAAAAAUGAGAUUAGAAACUGCCAAAGAAUGCCACAAAGUUCUAGAAAAUGCUACUUUAUUUAAAUAUGUGAAGGCUUUCAAGAAAAAAAAAAUAAUAAAAGUUUUUCUUUAGAAAGUUUGUAUUUAGAGGAAAGUAUUCAUUUAAGUAAUGUGGUAAAACACAAUGUCAUCUUCCAAAUGUGAUGCCAAAAUUGUCUUGCAAUAGGAUGAGUCACAGUCUAUGUAGUCACAGUGGAGUCUGAAGCUAAAAUUAAUCUGAAGGACAGUAGCACUAAACAUGCCUGUGACAAGCUUCUGAUGUUUGUACACCUUAUGUGAGUAGGGUGUUGUAACAGAUAUUUGAGGUGUACUUGAUUUAUAUAUUGGAGUCCAGACAUGGUUGUGAGGAAAAAAAACAAGCCCUUAGUUUAGUAACUAUAGUGAUAUAUAUAUUAAUAUUUUCCAUACUAAACACUGCCAGUAUCUUUGUAGAUUGAUAGGAUUAUAUAUGUGUAUAUACAUAUGUGUGACUGUGUGUCUAUAGAUAUGUAUGUAUAUGUGAAUAUAUUUGUACACAUGUACCUACAUCAUAUGCCCAUGUCAAAAUGUCACCUCACACUGACUUAAAAAGUGCUGCUGACUGUUAACCUUUCAGGAAUUUUGUGAGCCACUUAUGUUGUUUAAAAUUCUAUAAAGUUAAAUUAUAUUGAAAACAAAGGAAGAAAUAGCACACAUAAUCUCCUCCAAAUAACUAGCUAGAUUUCACUGCCGUCUCUGUUGUAUAUGAUUGGAUGUAUCAAAUGAUAUGCUGCUGCAGAGUUCUUUCUGACUCACGUGUCAUCAGGGCCAUCAUGCUGUUAGGUUGAUCUUAGAAUAUUUAUACCAUGAAAACUGACAAGAUAUGUAUCUGGGGUUUUAUUUUCUCAGAGAACCUGUUCUUAAAUAUUUACCAAAACACCUGUAUAUAUAAAAAAUAUACUCAGAAAAUUUGUAGUAUAAGCUAUAUAUCCUUUUUUUUCCCUAUUUUCUAAAAUAAGGAAAUGAAUAUGGCCAUUAUUACUAAACUGCCUCUUUAGUAAAAAAAAAAAAAAAAUAGCCAAAAGAUGUUUUUGUGAGCCUUUUAAUUACCUCAGAAUAGUUCAGUUCUAAAUAUUAUUAGUCUCUUGAUAGCUUGGCCAGUAUAAGUAUUAAGUGAAAUAUUUUACAAAAAUGUAUCACCUAUUUUAGACAGUUUCCUGGUAUAUGUAAAUGAGAAUGGUCAUUAGCAAACUACCCUUUUAAUGAAGAUGUCAAACUAUUUUUCUAAGAUUUUUUUUCCAGCUACCUCUGUGUCAGACAUAUAAAUGCUGUUAAUAAGAAUGGUAUUUACAUGAAUUAUGCAAAGGUUAACAUUGCUGUAAAUAGUAAUAGUCACCACACUCUACAAAUUAACAGUGGUGGUAUGUGAGAAAAUUCCCCUUUUGUACUCUUGGUAUUUCAUUGUGGCUGUAUUUAGGAAUGAUAUACAUAGCCCUGGUUCUUGUACUCUAGGAACUGUGAACUUCUAUUUAGAAUUUAGGGUAUCCUAAUAAUGCCUCUGCCUCUUUUGUGCUACUGCUCCUGGGGACCCCUGGAAACACACAGGGAAGCAGUUUAAGAGGUACUUAGCUACUCCUGGAAACACAUGGGGAAGCAGUUUAAGAGGUACUUAGCUACUCCUGGAAACACACAGGGAAGCAGCUUAAGAGGUAUUUAGUUACUCCUGGGAACACACUGGGAAGCAGUUUAAGAGGUACUUAGCUACUCCUGGAAACACUGGGAAGCAGUUUAAGAGGUACUUGGCCACCCUGGAAACACACUGGGAAGCAGCUUAAGAGGUACUUAGUUACUUCUGGAAACACUGGGAAGCAGUUUAAGAGGUACUUAGCCACCCUAGAAAUACCCUGGGAUGCAGUUUAAGAGGUACUUAGCUGCCUUCUUUGCUGAGCUGACGUUUGUCUUUUGCCUUCCUUGCCCCAGGUGAUCUAGGGACUACAGCCAGAUUAGCCUAAGGUAACCACAGACACCCCCAUCUGACCAUUUUGUUAGGAUGAACAUGUGAGCAAUAAGAUAAACACGCGGGAAUGCUGUGCAACUUGCAGAAUAGAUCUCAUCAGUGAAUAUUGUCAUAACGUGAGAAGAUGUGAGUGAGAGACACGAGAAGAAAUUGUCCUUACUCCGAUGCACUUUUGCAUGUGUGUGUACAUGCAUCCUGGUUUGUCGUUGAGAUCUGGGAGGGCAGUAGCCUGAAGAAGGCAGGGCACACAAUGGGAAAAACUGACCCAAAUGUGCUGUCCCUGAGCCCUCUACAGCUACACUGUUCUGGGACCUGUUAUUAUCGACAGCAGUAACUCCUUGUUCAUUCUUAGGACUGCCUGAUACUUAGAGCUGAAGGCAUUCAAGCUAACAAGAGAGGAGCAGUUUUCUAGGAGUUAACAAUCUGCACAGUGAUUUGGGUGGAAGAAUUUCUUUCUU
Messenger RNA from Jaculus jaculus (lesser Egyptian jerboa), 4510 nucleotides. It is a transcript of the gene Znf248, whose product is annotated as zinc finger protein 248. The transcript is spliced from 7 exons. Bases 262 to 1995 code for a protein of 577 amino acids. Gene Ontology annotation, biological process: regulation of transcription by RNA polymerase II. NCBI's taxonomy places the organism in Eukaryota, Metazoa, Chordata, Mammalia, Rodentia, Dipodidae. The record is from RefSeq and is a predicted model, not a curated record. Gene Ontology annotation, molecular function: RNA polymerase II cis-regulatory region sequence-specific DNA binding; DNA-binding transcription factor activity, RNA polymerase II-specific.